Messenger RNA from Bufo gargarizans (Asiatic toad), 3860 nucleotides. RefSeq names its product calcium homeostasis endoplasmic reticulum protein (gene CHERP). The transcript has 19 exons. Gene Ontology annotation, biological process: intracellular calcium ion homeostasis; RNA processing. Gene Ontology annotation, cellular component: perinuclear region of cytoplasm. Lineage: Eukaryota; Metazoa; Chordata; Amphibia; Anura; Bufonidae. The record is from RefSeq and is a predicted model, not a curated record. Bases 107 to 3001 code for a protein of 964 amino acids. Gene Ontology annotation, molecular function: RNA binding.
GGCCGUCUGGUGAGGCGCAGGUUUGCGACGUUUCCGUCUGUAGUGAACGAGUGGCGGUUUCCUGCAGUGAGGUCUGGCGGACGGGGAUUAGGCCGCUGUCCUCGCCAUGGAGGUGCCGCUGCCCCCUGAAGAUCAAGAACUACGUAAUGUCAUUGACAAGCUCGCACAGUUUGUGGCUCGAAAUGGGCCGGAAUUUGAGAACAUGACUAUGGAGAAGCAGAAGGACAACCCCAAAUUUUCAUUCCUGUUUGGAGGAGAAUUCUACAGCUACUACAAGUGUAAACUUGCUAUGGAGCAGCAGCAGUUGCUGGGUUUACACGGCCCGAUUAUCGAGGAUGAACGCUCCUGUAAACGCUUGUCCCCGACAAUCUGCCCAUCUAAAGGUGCAGCCGAUCACUCGAUGAAUGAGGUGAAACAGUCGUUCGUGCAGUCACUGAUUUGCAAGCAAGCUCAGGACAUGGAACCCAAUCCUCAAAUCUCCACAAUUCCCCCUCCAGCUUUGCCUCUGCCACCUGCGUUAGUGCCACCGCCACCACAAGGUGCCCCUCCUCUAGAAGAUCUCAUUCAGCAAAGCCAGUGGAACCUUCAGCAGCAAGAACAGCAGCUCCACGCUAUGAGACAGGAGCAAGUUACGGCUGCAGUGGAGCUUGCAGCUGAACAGCAAAUGCAGAAGCUACGGGAAGAAACCCAGUUGGAUAUGAAUGAGUUUGAUAACUUACUCCAGCCUAUCAUUGACACUUGUACUAAGGAUGCCAUAUCAGGUGGCAAAAAUUGGAUGUUCAGCAAUGCAAAAUCCCCUCAGCACUGUGAGCUCAUGGCUAGCCACCUCCGCAAUCGUAUCACAGCUGAAGGAGCGCACUUUGAAUUACGCUUACAUCUCAUUUAUUUGACCAAUGACGUGUUACACCACUGUCAGCGGAAACAAGCGCGGGAUCUUCUGGCUGCCCUUCAGAAAGUAGUUGUUCCUAUUUACUGUACCAGCUUUUUAGCAGUGGAAGAGGACAAGCAGCAGAAAAUUGCACGUCUCCUUCAGUUGUGGGAGAAGAAUGGGUACUUUGAUGAAGCUACAAUCCAGCAGCUGCAGAGUCCUGCCCUUGGCUUGGGACAGCAUCAGGCUGCUUUACUGGCUGAGUACUCCAGUGUGGUACAGCCAAUCCUUAUGGCGUUCCAGCAGCAAAUUCAAACCUUACAGACGCAACAUGAGGAAUUUGUGGCUGGUCUAAAGCAACAACAACAACAACAACAACAGCAACAGCAGCAAAUUCAGAUACCGGUCAUGGAGCCAAUUCCCGAACCACCAGCUCCAGCCCCAGCUCCGCCACCUGCUCAAGUACCCCCACCAGAGGAUGUGAAACCUGCACUUUCUAUCCCUACUAUCCCUACUACUGCUGAAUUUGAGCCUCCUCCUGGGAGUGUACCAGAUCCUGGAAAUGCAGGAACCAGAGGUCCAGCACCACAUGAAUCGAUGCCUCCUAAUAAACCACCUUGGUUUGACCAGCCCCAGCCUUUGGCACCCUGGGGCCAGCAGCAGCCCUGUGAUCAGCCCCCUUUUCCUCAUCAUCAGGGCCCCCCUCAUUGCCCUCCAUGGAAUAAUAGCCACGAAGGCAUGUGGAAUGACAGAGAUCCAAACUGGAACAAUGAACCUGAACCAGCAUGGAACAAUCAGAGAGAACCUCCAUGGAAUAACCAGUUUGAAGCUCCUUGGAGUAACCAACAUGAACAACCACCAUGGGGUGGUGGGGCUCAAAGAGAUCCACAUUUUCGCAUGCAGCAUCCUCCACAUUUUCGGGGGCCAUUUCCGCCUCACCAACAGCACCCUCCACAGUUUAAUCAGCCACCUCAUCCUCAUAAUUUCAACCGAUUUCCCCCACGUUUUAUGCAGGAUGAUUUUCCCCCACGCCAUCCUUUUGAGAGACCACCUUUUCCUCAUCGUUUUGAUUACCCUCAAGGAGACUUUCCAUCAGAGAUGGGACCCCCACACCAUCACCAAGGGCACAGGAUGCCACACCCAGGCAUGAAUGAACAUCCUCCUUGGGGAGGUCACCAACACCAAGAUUUUGGCCCUCCUCCUCAUGGUUUUAAUGGGCAGCCACCUCACAUGCGUAGACAAGGACCUCCACAUGUUAACCAUGAUGACCCAAGUCUUGUUCCAAAUGUUCCGUAUUUUGAUCUACCAGCAGGACUUAUGGCUCCACUAGUCAAGCUGGAAGAUCAUGAGUACAAACCUCUUGACCCCAAGGAUAUCCGUCUCCCCCCUCCAAUGCCUCCAAGUGAAAGACUUUUGGCUGCAGUUGAGGCUUUUUACAGCCCUCCAUCACAUGACAGACCUCGGAACAGUGAAGGAUGGGAGCAGAAUGGGCUUUAUGAGUUCUUCAGAGCAAAAAUGAGAGCUCGUCGGAGGAAAGGCCCGGAUAAAAGGAGCAGGCCAUCAAGAUCCAAUAGUCGAUCAAAAAGUCGUGGCCAGUCUUCUUCACGUUCUAACUCCAGAUCUUCAAAGUCCUCCCGUUCGUACUCUAGAUCUCGGUCAAGAUCUCGGUCCAGGUCCCGGUCCUACUCUCGAUCCAGAUCAAGGAGCAGAAGCAGGUCUAGGUCAUCCCGAAGUCAUUCAAGGUCUCGAUCUAGGUCAAAGUCAUUCUCACCUGGAAGAAAACGGAGAUCUCGGUCUCGCAGUGCAACUCCACCUUCCUCUUCAGGCUUGGGUUCAGGAUCUGGAGGAAGUGUGCCAAAUGUGCGCCUUGGAGAGGAGAACAAGGGACAUCAGAUGCUGGUGAAAAUGGGAUGGAGUGGAGCUGGGGGCCUAGGUGCCAAUGAGCAGGGGAUUCAAGACCCAAUUAAAGGAGGGGAUGUGCGUGACAAGUGGGACCAGUAUAAAGGAGUUGGAGUUUCGCUUGAUGACCCUUAUGAAAAUUAUCGUAGGAACAAAAGCUAUUCCUUCAUUGCCCGCAUGAAAGCCAGAGAUGAAGUAAAGCGUGAGGGCCAGGAUCCUCCAGCACAGGAGUGAAGUAGCAGACAGUGAAGAACAUUUUUAUCAACAGUUGCAAGAAACUGGAUACUUGGAAAUUCUGCCUGGGGACAAGCUGCUAUAUCCAGGAUGGCAGCUCUGUACACUCCCAAUUCUACACCCUUUCUUCUCCUGACAUGUCUGUUAACAACUACUUGCAUUCUCUGUGUAUUAACAAUUCUGGAGCAUCUAUUAUGACUAUAACACUAUGUGUUGUGCCAUUCAUUUAUUAUAACUACUAGUUAUGAGUGAAUUGCUCGCAGUUUGCAAUGAAUGUCCAGCUGCAGUCUUAUACUAGUCAAUCAGUGCUCAGACACCCCCGCAACUGGUAACCCCCAUCUGGACCUUUAUUGCAAACAGCUAGCAAUAUAUAACAUCUAGUAAUAAUAAACAAAUGAUAAAACAUAGUUAUAAGAAUAGAUGCUCAGAAUUAGUACAUAGGAAAUUCAAAUAGUUGCUAAAACAGACAUGGUUACAGGUCCUCUUUACGUCAAGGUGGUCUCGCUGUAAUGAUUAUCGAAAUACAAGAGUGUAUGUAGCUGGUAACCAUUUUCCUGCAUACAAAUCCUAGCUUCCCAGGAUGCUCAACAUUUUUUUUUAAUAUUUUUUUUUUACCAGUAGUAUCUUAAUUUACAAUAACUUUCGCAACUUCAUAAAUCAUAUUUUUAACUCCCACACAGAUAUCAGCAGCACCAUCUAACCCAGUCAAACCCUGUAUCUAAGGGUCUGCUAGUUUUUGUUAGGAAAAUGUAUCUGUGCUUCACGUUAGUAUGGCUGUGCAAUUUUUUUUUUUUUUUAUGUGAACAUCCCUUCUCUUCCAAUUUAUUUUGUAAAAUAAACUAUUGAAUUGGACACUAAA